This is a messenger RNA of Sclerotinia borealis F-4128, 918 nucleotides long. The record is from the annotation of a GenBank genome assembly. Lineage: Eukaryota; Fungi; Ascomycota; Leotiomycetes; Helotiales; Sclerotiniaceae.
AUGAUUGGCACACCCAAAGGCGAAGACUCACAAUCUAAACGAUCUUCUGCUGUCCUAGAAAAUCUUGGGGAAAUGAAUCAUCCAGCUGCUGGACCAUCUAUGUUCAAUACAGAAAAGGAGAAAAACCAAGAUGCUCAAAUGUCGGCCUUCCUUAGAGACCAAUCCGAUACUGGAGAUGUUAUUGCGGCCAAAGGACACUCUCCUUCUCACAGUCUAGGCUCCAAUGCCUCUGGUCACAAUAUCGGGACGAUGUCUAGCGAAAGACCAAGACCUAGCUUUAUGAGUAGUCCAUUGGAAUUGACGUCAGACUCAAACUCUCCAGCACAUACUGUCGCAAGAGCCGACAUUCGGGCCUCUGCCGAGAAGAUUCUCUAUACGUUUCUCCUCCCAGGUGCUGAGCGUGAGAUCAUCCUCCCACAUGCCAUCACACAAGACAUCACCAUUUCUAUUGAAGAAAGAGGACGUGACGAUCCAGAAGUAUUUGAUGCAGCUAAGGACUAUGUCUUUCAAGCAAUGGAACGAGAUGCUUUCCCAGGCUUCCUUAGAAUGAAGGCAUUGGGAAACUUAGUUCCUCCUUCCAUGAUGUUGAGAUUGAUUAUUGGUCUACUUUCCAUGUUUGCUGCAUUCUGGGUUGGAUUCAUUUUGAUAUUCCUCAAUUAUCCCCACCAUACUCGUGUUUGGCUCAUCAUCCCGUUUACAAUCGGUGUCUAUGCACUCUGCUCUCACCAGUAUGCUCUUGAUCCUAUUAUUGCCCUGGUCGGAUACAGUGAAUACACAUUCAUGUCCUUUUCUAAGAUCAGGGAACCCUUUGUCCGAAAGCUUCUCAACCGACGUGCCCUUGUGGUCCUCUUGGUUACAGCUAUAGCCGAUGCAGCAUUAGUCUUAUUAUUUGCCUUGGUGCCUGGAAAGAGAUUGUAG